This is a messenger RNA of Homarus americanus (American lobster), 4064 nucleotides long. Its product is annotated as protein Wnt-5b-like. The coding region runs from base 1461 to 2537 and encodes 358 amino acids. The transcript has 10 exons. The record is from RefSeq and is a predicted model, not a curated record. Gene Ontology annotation, cellular component: extracellular region. Gene Ontology annotation, molecular function: frizzled binding; cytokine activity. Gene Ontology annotation, biological process: neuron differentiation; canonical Wnt signaling pathway; cell fate commitment. NCBI's taxonomy places the organism in Eukaryota, Metazoa, Arthropoda, Malacostraca, Decapoda, Nephropidae.
AUGACGGUGAGAGUGCCGAUGCUGCAUUACCUCACACUGGCCAUAGCAGAAGGCUGAUUGUGACGCUGAAGGUAGUGGUGGCCAGUUGGGGGCGGAGGGUACGGGACUGCUGACCGUACACUUUGACGGGUUGUCAUUCUGAGUUGCGUUGCGGUCGCGACAGGACGGUAGGAGCUCCUGCGGUCCAGCGGCGGUGGCUCCUGUGGAAGUUAAUAUUGGAGGUGAACUGAAUGACACAUGAGGGGGCAGCAGUGUGUUAGAUGGUCUAGAGAGCAACAUACCAACAACAGCAGACACCCUUCCCUCUACGUGCCUCACUGACAACCGUUGUAACAGCCGCGUGUCCCUCCGCUCGGCGUUGAUAGGAAGACUAAACUGCAUCGGGUGAGAGACGAGGACCACGGCACAACACCACACGGGGACAACACAUAGCGGCGGCAGUAGAGGAGGAGGACGCCCGCGGCCUCGACGGGUGAUGGCCAGACCCUGUCCUCCUGCCACUGCCUGCGUCUCACCCACGCUGCGACAACGACGGCCUCUGCACCCACCAGCUCUCUUUACAUCACUACUCAGUCACUGACUCUCUUGAAGGAUGACCACCGGGGUGUCGAUUUGCUGUGCAGUGGUUGUGAGUGUACGACGUAGUGGGGCCACACGCCUUACUGCAGCUUAAGAUGCUCACCACAAAGUCCUGCUCACUCUCCUGGGCCGUGUAGUCUACCUGGGUGCAUAUACGGUGGCUCUAAUGGAAGAACUAGAGAGUUACUGUGACUCGUCUGUGGUUUUCGGAAACAGUAUGAAAAAGAUACCCAGAUGCCAAGAUGUAGUUCCUUCCCUUUACCCUCCGCGCGUAGAUCUGUGUACCUCUGUCCGAGUGUAGGUCAGCAUCCAAGAGAUAAAGCAACGCUGUUUAUAGCUGCGGUGCUGGUGUGUUGUGGCGCGACGAUGGACUGCUGUAGUCACCUAAGACUCACCUUCACCCACAGUGACGGAGACGACUAAAUUGUCUGAGAGAAAAUCAACAAAAAGGAUUCCGCGGACAGACAUUUGUGUGUGAUGGUGUGGUGAUAGCGUCCACCACUGAAAUUUUUGAGGAAGUGUGACUAGAGCGUAGAACUUGUAAAAAGAAAUCCGGUUUUGUAUCAGAAGCAUCACCAGCGAGUGUCCCAACCACUACCGCAGCUUCGACGCUACUAUUGUACUACUGAAACUACUACUACAUCCCCAACCCUCAUCACCACCACACCCGACUACUGUGCUGCCUGCUGUCACCACCACAACCAGGAAGACCCUCGAGUACCACUACAACUCACCACUACUAGCAUCACUACCAACACCUUCAGCUGCCACUACAACCCACCGCCACCACCACUACCUGAGCACCAGCACAAGCCUCACCCUCGGCAGGAAGGAACAACACCACCAGCGCCUCCCACAGUAGCAAGAGUCGAGUAGCCAAGAUGCAGAGCGUGAGGGGCGUGGUGUGCGUGGUUGUGGUGGUAGCGGCGUUAUCCUGGCAACACGUCGCGGCUACCUGGUGGUUGCUGGGACUCAACAGCGCCCAGAUGCAGAGUUCGGCGGAGCUGGCGCCACACAGGUACCGGGAGGAGUGCAACAACCUCACCUACCUCGUGGCCAAGCAGAAGCAGCUCUGUAGGCUGUCACAGAACGUCCUCAAGACUGUGAGCCAAGGGGCAAGGAUGGGCAUCAAUGAGUGUCAACAUCAGUUCAACAUGCAUCGCUGGAAUUGUUCAACGUUCACCAACUCCCCCCAUGUGUUCGGUUACCUCCUGCGUAUCAAGAGCAGGGAGAAGGCAUAUGUAUAUGCCAUCUCAGCUGCGGGCGUGGCGUACAGCGUGACGAGGGCGUGUAGUCGCGGGGAGCUGACCGAGUGUGGUUGUGACGAGAGGAUCCGCCAACGACCAACACGGGGGAGGUGGGAGUGGGGAGGCUGCUCGGAGGACCUUAGAUUCGGGGAGUACUUUAGCAAGGAGUUCGUCGACGCCCGCGAGGACAGAGGCACUGCAGAUGGCCUCAUGAAUCUCCACAAUAACGAGGCUGGCAGGAGGGCCAUCAGAUCUGAGAUGGAGCUUGUGUGCAAAUGUCACGGAGUCUCUGGGUCGUGCUCCAUGCGAGUCUGCUGGCGGAGGAUGGCCGCCUUCAGGAACAUUGGUGACUCUCUUCUGCAACGCUUUGAGGGGGCAUCCAUUGUCAGGUUUGUCAAGAAGGGGAAGAGGAAGAAACUCCGGCCACUGAAGAGGGGCUUCAAACGACCCACCAGACGCGAUCUUCUCUAUUUGGAAGAGUCUCCCGAUUAUUGCACCCGGAAUCAGGACCUUGGUGUACUGGGGACUGAGGGACGUCUGUGCAACAAGACCAGUUGGGGCAUGGAUGGUUGCAGGAUCUUGUGUUGUGGCCGUGGGUACCAAACAAUGGUUAGGGAAGUGACAGAGAAGUGCAAUUGUAGAUUCAUCUGGUGUUGCAAAGUGCAGUGUGAAAAGUGUCAGGUCUCUCGUGAGGAGCAUUACUGUAACUGAAGACAGUUUUAUCAAUGACAGGGAAGGGAGAGUUUGUCCAAGAAACUAGCAUUUCCACAACCGGUGAAUUGAGAAUGUGUCAAUCUCGAUUAAUUAAUUUGCUAGUUUAUAUUUCCUGUGUACUAUUGGCUUGACACACUCAGUAAGACUGUACAUAAAUCUUAAGUGCAACGUAUGAAGGUGUUUGAAGUUCAGUGGUUAAUAGAUUCUUUAAUGUUUUGCUGAACUCUUCAUAGCUAUGUGACCUUACAAAUACAUGUGCAAAAUGUACACCUAGAAAAUGUCAUGCAAUUUUGCUAUUUAGGAAGUGAGUAAGAAGACACUAUACUGUAAUGAAGUGCCGAAAAAUGUACAACCAAAAAAUCAAAGGAAAUUUUCCAAACAUGAGCAAGAAAUAAUGGAUAUGAAUACCUCACAUGUUUGGGUGUUGCUGCUAACUUGGCGUUGCUCUUAAUGACAUUACUACAACCAAAAAUUAAUUUUGGCUGAAGUAUUUACUGUAUUGUAUUCAGUUUUGUUUCUUGUACCUGAUUAUUCUUUUGUAAAUAUGUCCUGUACCUUACAUUCCAGACUGCAAUAUCUAUCCUAUAUGAAAUUGUGUGCAACAGUAAGUAAGUAAUUUCUUUGGAAGGAAUUGAAUUGUAUAUAUUGUAAUACCACACUUAUGCUAUUUUCGUAAAUCUGUAAGUCUGUAUCAUAAUUGCCCAAGAGAAACUUACAAUGCCCCACAAAGAUUUAAUGGUUAACUUUAAGGUAUUACACUACAGAAUAUAAGAGAAUCUCAAUAUAGUACUUUAUGGCGAUGUAUUAAGACUGUAGAUGAAGAUAAACUUACAGUACAGUAAUUAUGUAAGACUGUGGAUGUAACCCAGAUAUUCUGACACAUUUGUAAGAAAGUGCACCUAUAAUUAAUUAGAACAAUAUAUGCAAUAUGUAGAUAUGUAUUUGUUUGUGUAAUUGGGUAGUGUGUACAUAUGCAUGUAUACUAUGUGUUUUUAUAUCAGUAUAUGUAUGUUCAUGUGUGUCCGUGGUGCUGGAGACUAACUAUACAUAAGAGACUAUAAGGGCCAAGGAACUGAUCCAGUAGGUUUCCUCACCCAGUGUCACCUUCACCACAUCAGAGACUGAACACUGGGAAGUACAGUUCCAUCCACUGCUACUCCUCCAUCAGGUGAGUGACUAGUUUGUUUGAUAUAUCUACCCAGUGUCAACAUCCCAGAGCCAAUCACCGACCUCAUACACUUCACCAACCAACCAACAGUGACUCCUUGGUUAAGACUUCUCAUAGCAUAUUGAGAAUCACUCAAGUUACAUUGUAUAUUAAAGUUAUGUCUCAUAUUUUAAGGGUUUAUUUAUAUAAUAAUCUUAACGGUGUUUUCUCAACAAGGCGAUUAUUUAUUACCUACCCUAAACAAAAUGCAGUACUAUACAGUACAGUACCGGGUACUUAUAUUGGAUGAGCAGAAAUUGUUAGUGUCCAGCACUGUAUAUAUAUAUUUUUUUUUCUCAUUAAAACCAUAAUGUUAA